AUGGAAGUCAUUGAAGAAAACUCGCAAGAAGAUGAAAAUUUGGAAGAUCCAAGGGAAAGGAGACGUGUAAUUGACUCAGCAACUAAUCGAUAUGAACACCCACGCGAACUUCUUCGUCGUGCAAAUAAUAAUUGUGAAAGGGAAGAAGAGGAUCCAAGGCAAGGAAAAAUGAUAUUAAAUGGUAGAGAAAUGGUGAGAGACGAAUAUGAGCGCGAACGAGAGAUUGCAAGUGCGAGAGAUAAACAGAGAAGAAGGGAAGAAUUAGAAGAAAUAGAAUUACAAAGUGGAUUGUGUCAUAUUGAUAAUCGAGUAAGGGUACGCGAGCAUCAUCGCAUAGAUGAUAUAGAUCAAGGUCGAGUUACACCACAAGAAAGAGAAAUAUCAAGACAUCAAUAUGAUCGCACGGGCAAUGAAGAAAGACAUGAUAGAGUACAAAUUGAAGCAAAUACUAAAAGGCAUAGGCGAAGAAGAGAGGAAACUGAACAACAGGAGAUACAAGAGGAAAAUCAAGGAAGGAAUAAUGCAGAGAUGGGACAAAAGUUAGUGGCUAUGGGCAGUGCAGAUCAACUAGAGUUUAAUAAAGAGUACAGAGACAAGCAACUUCAAAAUUAUGGAGGUGCUGAUACAGUUCAACCAGGAAGUCCUGCGGGACAGAAAACACAUUAUAACAAGAAAGCUGGAAGAAUAGUGCGGGAACAGAUAAAUUUGCCGAAGUUGAACACUACAGUGGAUAAACCAAGGAAUUUACCACCACCACCACCUCCACCUCAAGGAAAUACAUAUGCAAAGGAGAAGAAAAUGAGUACAUUUGUUAUUGAAGUGGGUGCGAAGGCAAAGAAUUUAUAUUAUAUCACAUUCUGUGUAGUGGAUGUUGAGUCGCCCUAUAAUGCUCUCAUUGGAAGACCAUGGUUGCAUUGA
Papaver somniferum (opium poppy) is the source of this 918-nucleotide messenger RNA. Its product is annotated as zinc finger CCCH domain-containing protein 13-like. The record is from RefSeq and is a predicted model, not a curated record. Bases 1 to 918 code for a protein of 305 amino acids. The transcript is spliced from 4 exons. NCBI's taxonomy places the organism in Eukaryota, Viridiplantae, Streptophyta, Magnoliopsida, Ranunculales, Papaveraceae.